This is a messenger RNA of Prorocentrum cordatum, 981 nucleotides long. The record is from the annotation of a GenBank genome assembly. NCBI's taxonomy places the organism in Eukaryota, Dinophyceae, Prorocentrales, Prorocentraceae.
AUGCGCCCCCCCAUGCCUCUCGUGGAGGAGGGGGGGGCCGCCAGAGGGGCCGAGGCCAGGCCGGCGGGGAUCGGUCGAACGAUGCUCAGGGCUCGCGCUGCUCUGCGCCGCCGCCUCUGCGGGUCGCCGCUGUGCCGAGCCGCCGUGGUUGCUGCGCCUCCGUGGCUGCACCCGUGCGCGGGCUCCGCGCGGGGCUUCUUCUGGCCGCGGAAGAACUGGCUGCCCUGGCGCGUGCGGCUGAUCGACGACAGAAAGAAGGCAAUGUUGAGGAAGAGACACGUGUUGCCGAGGACUAUAGACCCUGAGGAGGCACCGAUAUUUUAUCCCAAGGAGGACGGCUCUCAGCUGGCCUUUCGAGACAAGGACAUCCGUCUCAACAUGAAAAAGAUGUUGGAGUAUUGCAAGCUCAUCCGUGGCCGGCAGUUGACGGAUGCGAUAGAUUGGGUGGAGUCAUUGAGCCGGAUGCAGUCGGAGCCAAUAUUAAAGACGCUCAAGCGCGCUGUGGAGGAGUGUCGAGAGCGACAUAAGUGGGACAUAGCGCGGACUUACAUAUUUGAUGCGCAGCCUCAGCGAGGACCUUUUGUCAAGAAUUUGCGCAAGGGCUCCAAGGCCAGCUUCGGCAUACUGAAUCGCCCCCGGAACUACUUCAUGGUCCGGGUGCGCCAGAUGCCCUUGGAGGAGUUCUUCCACCGCGUGUACGUGUUCAACAAGGUGCCUCGCAGCAUGGCAUCAGACAUGCGCCUCGCGCUCACCCAGGGCCGCGUGGGGCCCCAGGCAAUCAAGGAGUGGGCGCCCUACCUCUGCGGGAGAUCCCGGUUCUGGCACCGCAAGGAGCUGAAGUGGCGCCACAGCACCCGGCAGUGGGACUACUACCAGGCAAGGCGCGAGUGGAUACAGCAGUACAAGGCGAACCUCCUGAGGGCCUCCACCGAGGCCCGCGAGGCCCGGGGCCUGCCGCCCCUGUCGAUGCUGGAGCAGUAG